GACUUUCAAUUAUUUAAGGUUUUUCGAAUAGGCCAAUCGAUAGUUUCAGUUGCAUUUCUCGCACUAUUUCGCACUGUUCGAAAACUGUGUCCGUGUGUUCAUUUAGUGCGGAUAGUAUUUAACGCACUUAUGGAGUAUCUUGAAAAAAAGCCGUAGUAGCCUAUAGCAAGAUUCGUUCACCCCAGAUGGAUGCCUUAUUUAUCAAUCGAUACAUAUUGCAAGCUACAUAAUCGGUGGUUACAGAGCCUCUGCUAUGUUAGUCGAUGUAGAAACAUUUUCUUCGAACUGUCAACCGAUCAGUUUGUGAUCAAUAUAGGUAAUAUAGAUAAAAAAAUGUGGGAAGUUUUGUGUGUAUGGCUGUGUGUUUUCAUAUUGUGAGCGGAGCAGCUUGCUGGCGGACACCACCCACUGUAGUUGUAGUAUGGAAAGCAUGCUAGUCUUUAGCACCAUUAGAGCGCAGUCAUAGCAAGAUCUAUAACAUGACAAGGGUAUGUCUCGGGCUAUCCAUCCAAAAGACGAGACAUUAUCUGCUGAACACAGAAUGGCUUAGACAACGUAUGCAUAUAUGCAUACAGGGUGAACCCAUUCGAUCGGAUAAUACAUAGACGUGUUUCGUCACUUGGCGACCAAGGUCGCCUCCGUCGCCGAGCGUGUGAUCUGAAAACGGUGCUCACUUGCCCACUUACAUGGUAUAUCUUAUUCUACUAUGAUGAGUAGGGUUAUACAGACAGACAUAGUCAGGACGACUCUGUUGUUUACGCGCUUUGUCACUGUAUCAGUGUUGUGCGAUAGUGGUCGUAGUAAUGAUAGAAAAGUGGCUACGAUAAUGAUUAUCACAGCAAUCAUCAGGGUGUAGACGUAUGUUAGUGAAGCCAAUCCAGUCUGGAGCUGACGCAGAGUCUCUGAUCAGCGAUAACCGAUGAUUAAAUGAGCCGUGCUUACAAUAAAACAUCUAGUAGACCCAACCUCGCAGUGAAUAGAAACCGAACCAAAAAAAUAAAGGAAUUUUGUGCGCGUAUAAACGAUGCGUGUAACGCUGUUUUCAUGUCCGGUUGGCCAGCGUAAUUAACAAAUUUAUACAAAAACCGAAUUCGAGAACCAGAAAUGGGGAUGUCGUCCGUGUUGCUUUUUGUGCAUUUCAUUAUUGAAGCUUCCUUGCGUAAUUAGAAUACACCACGUAUACAAAAGAAGGGAAAAGAUCGCCGCAGGCAAAAUAAUGCGGCAACUCUUAUGCUUGAUAGUUGACAUGGACCCCUCACCUCUAAACCGUUAGUGUCGAUGCUCCCUGCACUCGCCAAUGCUCUCAAAGCCUUGAAGCCUGCAUUCAUCAGUAUAAGCAACAGUAAAUUUCAUGAUUAAUUAUAGUUUACGGUGGCAGUACUGAUGCAAUUACGAAAAUGAGCAAUAACAACGAUGCAAAUGCGGAAGCCAACGACAACAACAACGAGGUCCAAGGGCGCGAGAACCUCGAAAAUCAGCCGCCCCAACAACUGCAACAUCACAAUCACAAUAACAUUCAGCAGUUACCGCAGCCGGCUCAUGGCCAUCCUCUCGACCACGAUCCAUUGAAUAAUCAAAACAAUCCACCAGAAUGGGCCGCUUUUCCUGACCUACUUCGAGUUCAGGAGCCGCAACAAAAUGGAGGCGGCGGGGUUGUUGUGGCUGGUGAUAUAGUUGUAGGUGGCCCUGGACUUAUGGGUAACCCGUUAGUCCUUCAGCGUGCUGGCGUUGCCAAUCCACCCGACGUGAGCCUACCCGGAGCCGCCGGCCGAGAUCCACCUCCUCCUGACUUUGACAUUGAUCGAAUGGGAGCACUGCAUAACCAACGGUUGCCUGAUAUGGCACUAGAUGCAGACCAAGCCCAAGGCCAGGCAGCUGCAGCAGCGCAGCACAGCUUACCCGAUAUGGCUCUUGACGCUUCGGGCGCUCACGCGGGGGCACACGCAAGAGCUUCCGGUAGCCACUGCGGGGGAGCGCGUCUUAGGCCACGGAGAUCACCAGGUAGUCACGACCUUCGAAUAGAACCUCGAGGUUCCCCUAUGGGGAUGAACACAAAUCAGCAACAUUUGCCAGGGUCGUUAGCCCGAAUGGCGCAAGCAGUAGCGAUAAGUGGAGGAGUUGAAACAGUGGAUAACAAUGGCGUGCUCAUAGGGCCAAUUGCAGCUGGAAAUCAAACAUAUCCUGUUGACAUAUUGACGAACCGUCUAAUGGAUCUUGAAGCCCAAGUAGCGAAUCUUCAUCAACAGAUGUUAGAACGGGACAGGCAUAGGGUGGAACAAAGCGCGAGGGUUCUCGAUGAACUUACUGCUCUUAGGAGAUCCGUAGAAGCAUCUAAUUAUGCCGGUAGAGAGCGUGACCACGCAUCUCUGGAAAAUCGUCUUAUUAAUAUGGAAUCACUUAUACAGAGGCUAGCACAAGGGCCGCCCGUAGCUCUUGGGCCCCAACAGCAAGCUGUGCCUGAGGAUGUUUUAGCAACAUUAAGGUCGGAGGAGCGGCGAAGACAGCGCCGCGAAACUGAGCGACUUGCGCGCACUUUAGCGGCUUCUCUACACGUCGCUGUAGAGCAUUUUAUCGAUAUGCUGAAUCAAGAAGACGACGAUAAUGGCAGACGUCAUGAAGAUGACAGCCGCUAAUUUUUUUAUGAAUAAUAUGUAGGUCAUUUUAUGAACACUACCAAAAAUACUUGUUCUGUGCUCCCGCAUGGGUAUCUAGACAGCAACAAUAACAACAACAACAACAAAAACAACAAUAAUAACCAACGUUUCUGUGCAUUAUUUUCUUGUUGGUGCUUUGCCCUCUAGCAAAGUCGAUAAAAAGACAUUCGACGCAGCGAAAUAGUAUAUAGCCACACACUAAAACGUUCUAUUCGUUGUAAGAAAGGGACUCUAGUCUUGCAUUGUAGAAUACAAUACGAUAUUGCUGUACUAUAGAUGACAUAUCUGCAGGUAUCUUCAAUAGUGCCUGACCUGAGCUCGGCCUCAGUGAUGUUUAGUUCUGUAUCUACGCAGCUCUACAGGCAUUUUCUAUACGAAGCUAUUAAAGCAAUGAAAAACAAUAGAAAGUAUGUUAAGGCGUUUACUACUGAUUAACAUUAAAUAGACCAUCAAUAUACUUACACACAUUUUAUAAGUACGUCCCGAUGGAUGCGUCCAAUCAGGGCAACCUAAGAGCACAUAGUUUGUCAAUACUGCUACACAAAGCCUAUGCAGAAGGAAGUUGAGAUAGACAAGAAGGCCAUUCGAUGUUCCGAUCAUGUAAUAAUUAUUAGUUGAGAAUUUGCAGAUAAUGGUUUAUACAAGAGGUACAGUUAAGUAUAGAUUUAUCUCUGUGUAUGCGUGUGUGUGCGUGUCUGGGUAUCAUGUACAAAGCGGUGAGUAAAAUCGAAAAUAACAAAAGUGAUCAACCGGUGUACGAAGUGUAGACGCGAGCACGUACUGGACGUAGCUAGUCUACCUAGGAAUUAUAGUUGUGUUGUGAAAAUAAUUUCUAUUACAUUUUUUCGUUUUGUAUUAAGCAUUACUUUAAUAUUUUUAUAAUUGAAAUGAUUGUAACUGCUUAAAGUUGGUUACUUGGUUAAUGCGCCACCUAUAUUUUCCGCCUUGUAAUAUUUAAUGGUAUUGGAUUAUCAUACGGCACCUUCUAUGAUAUUUAGACGUGAUUCUAUCAGAAGAUUUUACCUUCGCCACAGAAAGGAGAUCAAGGCAGGGGGCUGUUGCUCAUGAUUUCAGUUCUACUUUUGCCCACAUAAAUGCGGCACGAAUGUAAAAAAUUGAUGCAUCGUCAACCGAAAUGAUGGUGCAUUUGUUGUUCACUCAGAUUUAAAAUUGUGGACUGCAUAAUGGCAUAGAAGUGCAUUGUGCGGAAAUAAGGAAUCAUCAAAGUGUUCUUAAUAAGUGCACCUAUUUGGCGGUUACACAUGGUGUUCAUUACCUGAAGUGUACUAAAUUAGACAAAAAUUUUAAAUAAUUGCUUACCUGUCUGUCCUUAAUCAGUGUAAAAAUAUUAUUAUAAGCAAAAAUUGAACUAAGGAACGACGUAUUUCCUUCGUCAUCCAUGUUCAAUGUCAUUAAAACCAAUCACUAAGAAAUGAUUAGAAAAAAAAUACUUUUCCUGUAUAUAAUUAAGAAUAGAACAUCGCAUUCCAAGCCGAGAUCGGUUUAAUGAAAUACGUGAUAACGUGCAGUUCCAGAAGCACCUGAAUUAACAUAAUAAUCGUAUUUUAUAUUAGGUAAUUGCUGUUUGGUCGUGAUAUAAGUGUAUAUUUGAAUCCUAAUAAUUCAGAAAUUACGUUUCUUUGCCCUUCAGAGCUUAUACAUUGAUAUGGUUAGACUAAGGAAAGAAAGGCGCCUGUUAGAAAUUGUGAACAGAGUAAUUGUGCCAGACUUGGCCUGGAAAUAGGAAAUUGUUGCUUUUCUAAAUUGCUCAUAAGUUGACAGGAAAGCCUAAUGUAUAAAAUAAAAUAGAUUGGAACUAAUUAAAUGUAGGAAAAUAAAUGAAAAUUUGUUAUGUAUUUCUCUAACAUAAGUUCACAUGGAGUUGGGUUUUUGGCUGCGUUUUUAGUAGAAAGCUUAGGCUCAAUAUUUGGCAUAUUAAAACUGUGUCGGAGAAGCGGACAGAGCAAUUCCGGAUAUGUGAGAACUUUGUACCGAACGAAUUACUUCAGCAGAGUCACAGUACCGGAGCAAUACUGAGAAGAAGCCUAAAAGGUAAAAAAGCGAUGCAAUUACAAAAAAAAAUCGUGGUUGGUGAAGUCAUAUUCUGUUAUGGAUACUGUUACAUGUUAAAUAUUGGUCUCUAUAUUUUUCCGAUCGUAUGGCUCUGUUGCGAGAUUCGGUAUGCAUAAAUUAGACUCAAGAUAUACCAUACAAUAACAGGUGUUUCAAGCUUUAUCUUAUGCACUACCAAUGCUAUGCUAUUUUUCUUCAUUGUAGUAAUAGCUAAAUGCUCUAAUAUUGGACUGUAACUAAAAUACUAAGUACAUGCUACCAGUUACAGAAAAUAUUUUUCACUUAGUAAGCGGACUACUUAAACAGUUCUCGACGGUUCUAACCGUUGAAAAUAGCUUGUUCCUAAUUGAACAUGGAUUGUAUUUCUGGCGCUUGGUAUUUUAGAGAGUUAUUCUGCCGGCUGAAAGGAUUUUUAUGUGCUAUUUAUAAUAUCUUACGUACAUGUUAUCCUCACUAAGAAGUUUUACAACUUUAACUUGUUGUUGUUAAAGAAAAAGCGAUAGAACACGCGUACCUGGGAAGCCGCCUCAUGCAAAUACCUUAUUAUUUCGAUCUAUAUCAUUUAUUAACGAAAGUCCAAUUGCGCUUUGUUUCUAGUGAGGCAGUUUGAAAUGAGAUUUCGUUCAGUUAUAAAUAAAGCGGAAAUUAAUUUUGUCAUCUCGGUGGAUUCUACAGAUCCCUUUAUGGAAGCAUCAGGCCGGUGCUUUUUUUCCAACUGUAAAUUUUGUGUUAUUUCUGAUUGAUUCAAUGUUAAUAUCUAAACAACUAAUUUCUAGAGGGUUUACCUUACUAACAGUAUAUUAUCCAUCUUAUUAUUAGGCAAAGAAUAUAAUGUAUAUCGAUUUUUUUGCAA
This is a messenger RNA of Varroa destructor (honeybee mite), 5580 nucleotides long. RefSeq lists its product as uncharacterized. The record is from RefSeq and is a predicted model, not a curated record. NCBI's taxonomy places the organism in Eukaryota, Metazoa, Arthropoda, Arachnida, Mesostigmata, Varroidae.